Messenger RNA from Ascochyta rabiei, 384 nucleotides. RefSeq lists its product as uncharacterized. The coding region runs from base 1 to 384 and encodes 127 amino acids. The transcript has a single exon. Lineage: Eukaryota; Fungi; Ascomycota; Dothideomycetes; Pleosporales; Didymellaceae. The record is from RefSeq and is a predicted model, not a curated record.
AUGUCGUUUCUCCUCCGCCCCGUCGCACGCACGGUCCCGCGCGUCUCGACUUCGACCACAACCCGCACAUUUACCACUACCCGGGCUACAGCCCAAGAGCUAAAGCGCGGUCCGAAGAUGGGCUCCAACAAGCCAGAUCAGAGCGCCAAUUCAUCCGCAAAGCCCAACGCCGAUACCCGCUCAAAGCCGCUCAACACCGAUCAGCAGUCUAGCUCGUCUACGCAAGAGCACAAGAGUGGUGACGAUCACCCCGCGAAACAGCCCGACCAGCAAGCCCAGCCCACUAGGACUACGGGAAUCGGCGGUGGUGAGAAGGUGGAGGGUGGAAAGGAGGGUCUGGGUGAGAUCAGUGAGAGUGGGAAGAAGAAUCUGGCCGGGCAGUAG